CUCUACUAAGUCAAUCAACAAUGGGUGUGUUCAGGGAUGAAGAGGAGGUGGAGGGGAACUGUCUUCUGCUCAAUCGUACAAGAGUGAGCAGGAUGGCGAGUCAACAUAUAAACCCUGAACUCAGGGCUUUGUCCCCAUGAAAUUGAGGAUAACCAAGUUCCUUAAGCUAAGAUAAUCGUCAAUCAUGAUCUGGAAUACUAUUAUUCAAUUUGCUCUCGUUGUGCUCAGCAUUCUCCCAGUCUGGGGUCUCCCAGCUGUGGACGUUGACCAUGCCGAACCUCAGGCCUCCGACAAAUAUGUCUUCGCUCACUUCAUGGUCGGGAUCGUCGAGAACUACCAAGUCGACGACUGGAUCGCCGACAUGAAAGCCGCCCAAGCCAUCGGCAUCGACGCCUUCGCCCUCAACUGCGCCAGCAUCGACAAAUACACCCCCACACAACUCGCUCUGGCGUACCAAGCCGCGCAGCAAGUCGGCUUCAAAGUCUUCAUCUCCUUCGACUUCGCCUACUGGACCAACGGCGACACAGCCAAGAUAACAGCUUACAUGCAGCAGUACGCCAACCAUCCAGCGCAGAUGCAAUACAAGGGCGGGGCAGUGGUAAGCACCUUUGUGGGUGACAGCUUCAACUGGGGGCCGGUGAAGCAGGGCACCUCGCACGCGAUCCAUGCCCUCCCACACCUCCAGGAUCCAGCCGAAGUAUCCAGCAACAACGCUCGAUCCGCCGACGGGGCGUUCUCCUGGUACGCGUGGCCCACCGACGGCGGAAACAGCAUCAUUCAGGGCCCGAUGACGACGAUCUGGGAUGAUCGGUACGUCAAAGACCUAGCAGGGGCUACCUACAUGGCGCCGGUCUCGCCGUGGUUUGCCACGCACUUCAACAGCAAGAACUGGGUGUUUAUCUGCGAGAACCUGCCGACGCUCCGGUGGGAGCAGAUGUUGACACUGCGUCCCAGUCUGAUUGAGAUCAUCUCGUGGAAUGACUACGGUGAAUCGCACUACAUCGGCCCCUACUCCGCCAACCACAGCGACGACGGCUCCUCCAAAUGGGCCAAAGGCAUGCCGCACGAUGCCUGGCGCGACCUCUACCAGCCAUACAUCGCCGCCUACAAGUCGGGCGCAUCCACGCCCCGUGUUGAUAAGGAUAGCCUCGUUUACUGGUAUCGUCCUACUCCGAAGGGUGUGUCGUGCCCGGAGGAUAACCUCGGACCACCCAACGGGAUCAACAUGCUUAGCGACAGUAUCUUCGUCGCGACUAUGUUGACCAGCCCGGCUACGCUGACGGUGACCAGUGGGUCGAAUGCACCGGUGAAGAUUGACGUGCCGGCUGGGAUCGUGACGUCGAAUGUGUCGAUGGGCGUGGGCACGCAGACGUUCACGGUGAGCCGGAAUGGGCAGACGAUUUUGAGUGGGCAGGGGGGCAUGGCUGUGCAGAGUCAGAGCAAGUACUAUAACUUCAAUGUGUAUGUGGGGAAGAUUUCGGGGGCUUGAUGGUGGUCUUGUUUAGUCUGGAUAGUGAGAGGGUUAGUCGUUGUCUGCUCGGAAUCCUGUUGAGUUGAAGGAAGUUGCCGCUGGAGGAUCUUAGGAUGACCACUUAGUAUG
Aspergillus homomorphus CBS 101889 is the source of this 1600-nucleotide messenger RNA. Its product is annotated as glycoside hydrolase family 71 protein. The coding region runs from base 185 to 1489 and encodes 434 amino acids. Gene Ontology annotation, molecular function: glucan endo-1,3-alpha-glucosidase activity. The record is from RefSeq and is a predicted model, not a curated record. The transcript has 4 exons. Gene Ontology annotation, biological process: mating projection tip cell wall disassembly. NCBI's taxonomy places the organism in Eukaryota, Fungi, Ascomycota, Eurotiomycetes, Eurotiales, Aspergillaceae.